GAUAUAGAACAUCAGGGCAGCGGGAGAAGCAGCAUUUCCCUCGGGAGUCCGACUCUCAAGACCACACCAAUGUUUCUCAGGGACUGGAACUGAGAAGAGGUUUAUUUUUCUUUUCCAAAAAAACCGAGCCCUUUUCCCCACUGGGCUUGAUUUCUAGUAUGGGAAACCCCGCCUUUGUGGAACGCUGAUUGGUCCAACUCUUUUUGAGAUAAUUUAUGCCGCAUCCACCCGGUGUGAUUGGCUCUUUAGCUCAGUUCUGCUGGGAGUCGCAUCCUACCUGCUUCGGAGGUGUACUGCCUAUCCACUCCUUGUACUCACUGUGCUGCUGCUGUGGCUUGAGGCAAAACUCUGGGCUUGGGGACUGAGCUUGUGGAGGAAGGACCUUAAAAGCGACCCCGAUGGGUUCUGGGAAAGCCUUCCUCUUCUCUCCUUCCCUCCUGUGGAGUCAAACUAGAGGAGUGAGGUUGAUAUUCUUGUUACUAACCCUGCAUCUGGGAAACUGUGUCGAUAAAGCAGAUGAUGAAGAUGAUGAAGAUUUAACUAUGAACAAAACAUGGGUCUUGGCACCAAAAAUUCAUGAAGGAGAUAUCACACAAAUCCUCAACUCUUUGCUUCAAGGUUAUGAUAACAAACUUCGUCCAGAUAUAGGCGUGAGACCCACAGUGAUUGAAACAGAUGUUUAUGUAAACAGCAUUGGACCUGUGGAUCCCAUAAACAUGGAGUAUACAAUAGACAUAAUUUUUGCCCAAACCUGGUUUGACAGCCGUUUAAAGUUCAAUAGCACCAUGAAAGUGCUUAUGCUCAACAGCAACAUGGUGGGCAAAAUUUGGAUUCCCGACACUUUCUUCAGGAACUCAAGAAAAUCUGAUGCACACUGGAUAACAACACCUAAUCGCCUGCUGCGGAUUUGGAGCGAUGGACGGGUUCUCUAUACUCUACGAUUAACAAUUAAUGCAGAGUGCUACCUUCAACUUCAUAAUUUUCCUAUGGAUGAACAUUCCUGUCCACUGGAAUUUUCAAGCUAUGGAUACCCUAAAAAUGAAAUUGAGUACAAGUGGAAAAAACCCUCAGUGGAAGUAGCUGAUCCUAAGUAUUGGAGAUUAUAUCAGUUUGCAUUUGUAGGGUUACGAAAUUCUACUGAAAUCUCUCACACAAUCUCUGGAGAUUAUAUUAUCAUGACUAUUUUUUUUGACCUGAGCAGAAGGAUGGGAUAUUUCACAAUUCAGACGUACAUUCCAUGUAUUCUAACAGUGGUUCUUUCCUGGGUGUCCUUUUGGAUCAAUAAAGACGCAGUACCUGCUAGAACAUCCCUGGGCAUCACUACGGUUUUGACUAUGACAACCCUCAGUACAAUCGCUAGAAAAUCUUUACCUAAGGUUUCUUACGUGACAGCAAUGGAUCUCUUUGUCUCCGUGUGUUUCAUUUUUGUGUUUGCAGCGCUCAUGGAGUAUGGAACCUUGCAUUAUUUUACUAGCAACAAUAAAGGAAAAACCACCAGAGGCAGGAAGCUGAAAAACAAGACUUCGGCUUCCCCAGGUCUCCAUGCUGGAUCCACUCUCAUUCCCAUGAAUAGCAUUUCUUUGCCACAAGGGGAUGAUGAUUAUGGCUACCAGUGUUUGGAGGGCAAAGACUGUACUAGCUUUUUCUGUUGCUUCGACGACUGCAGAACUGGGUCCUGGAGAGAAGGGCGGAUACACAUACGCAUUGCCAAAAUUGACUCCUACUCCAGAAUCUUUUUCCCAACAGCUUUUGCCUUGUUCAAUCUGGUUUACUGGGUUGGGUAUCUAUACUUAUAAGUUCAGCCAAUAGAUUAAAAAUAAUCUUAAAAGUCUGGCUUAGUCCAAUAUAAUCAGUUGUAUUUCAUAACAUGAAGUUUAAAUUAAAAUGAAAGUCCACUAGUUAAAAUAUGAAUAUGAUGGUUAAGUGACUAGGGCUUUCAUAAAUGAAUAAGACAUAAUUAUUCAGGUUAAUCUAUCUAAAUAAACAUGUAAUUGAUUGUCCAAUAAGGCACAGUUAUAUCAUAAACUUAUAUUUUUACUUUAAUUUUUUAUGUUUAUUGUAUAAAUCUAAUAUUGGACUUAAUACUUAUGUGAGAAAUAUUUUGAAUAAUAAAUAAUUUUAACACAUAUUUUAUUUAAAUAUACCUUUUGCUUAUAAUGAAAGACUACUGUCAAAUAUUAAAAUGUUCUUUGCCUAGAUUGCUCAUUAGCUUGAUUUUAUUUUUUGCUUUGUAUUUGCUCUGUUUAGGAUAUAGUUUCUUUAAAACAAAGCCAUGAUUUUCUUGGAUUUAUUCAAAGAUAUGUUAUUCCCAAGAAGAAAAUAAUGUGUGUAUUAAUUACUUUUUAAAUAAUUUUUUGUGAACUGACAGUUUGUAUACAUUUAUAUAUUUAAACACUGUCAUGUCUUAUGUUUGAAGUACAAAGGAAUUAAAUCAAGCUACUUGGAAACUACAGUUUUCAAAUGGACAACUUUUAUCUGUUAUCCAAUCAAUUUUCUGCUCAAUGUUAAACAGAAGUCAACCUACACUUAUUUUGAGGAUUUUUAAAUUUGGAGAGGAAACACUAAAGUCAUUUUUUGUUUUGUUUGUAAUGCAAGUUCAAAAAACUCAAAGUUAUUUUCUGCCUUGUAGGAUUUAUGAGGUAUAAAGAGGUUAACACUAAAAUGUUCAAAUGUACUAACAAUGAAAUCAAAUGGGAAAUGUUUUGUUUUUCCUUUAAGUGCUACAAAAGGGAUUCACAAGUUCAAAGAAUCAUUGAGUAAAAGAGCUUGAUUUAACAGGGCUUAACGAGCCAUCUGGCAAACUAAACUCUAGGUUGUCUCAAAAUACAGACUUAAAUACAUGCUAUUGAUAUUUUAUAGAGUAGAUAUAUUUGAAAAACAUCAAAAUUAUGUAUCUACCCACAGAUUUCUUAGCUGAUUUUUACAACUAUAUUAUAAUCGCCGUGUUCUCUCUUUUAGGCAUGUGAAAUUUCUCAAAACUCAUUUUACAAGUGGACUUUGUAAGAGACAACUGUAAUGAACUUGAGUAGGGACAUCACAAAAUCCAUACAGUGAGGAAAGGACUCUAGAGACUCUCACUAUAGGGAAAGCUGACACUGUUGCCAAUGCUAUAUUUGUGAGAGGAGGCUUCCACUUGGAAAUAAGCAAUAGAAAUAUUCACCGUAGGUCUGGCAAGAUGGCUCAGCACACAAGAGCAUUUUAUGCUCCUGCUGAGGACACAGGCUGAGUUAUUAGCCUCCACAGGAUAAUUUACUAAGGUCUGUAAUCAGGAAUCUAAAGCCCUUUUCUGGCCUUUGUUGAUACUGCAUGCACAUGGUUCAUACAAGCAGAGAAACACUCACAUAAAAUAAAAAUAAUAAAUCCGAGAAAGACAUGUUCAUUUUUGACAGCAGUUGUCACAAUGAGAGGUCUGAUCAACAAAAGUAUGUUGAUUUUAAGGAGGAGCUGUCAUGUGGGUGUUAGACACACAUACUUUUAAUUCAUGAAUCGGUGCACCUGGUGUAGCAGUCACUAGGUGAAACUUUGAUUGUAUUAUAGUGUGAGAAUUAUAGUUCUCCAGCUAACUAUAACUUUCCACCUUCCUCAGAAACACACAAAAUUUGAAGGAAAAUAAAAUAUUGAGUUUUUUAACAAAUGGAGGUCCAAAUAAAAUUUUGACUAUGUGUAUAUUAAUUUUUAGAUAAUCCAUGCAUUUAUGUUGAAAAUAUUGAAUAUUGGUAAUAUGUUAAUGAAAUAAACAUCAUUUAAGGGAUAAAAGAAGUAUGGACUAUCCGUUAAGGCGUAACAUGCUUCACUAUAUUUUUGUGACUACUUCCAUAUUUGUAUUGAUGGCUUGCUCAUUGUUAAAGGUGUUAGGGAGUUUAGAGGUUUUCAAUUGUAUCUAUGCAUGCAUAUUUGUUAAAAUACUUUAAAAUGCUUCAUAUGAGUAUGAUUAAUUUUUUCAUUGCUGUUUUAUUAACUAGGAUUUAAAUGUUGACAAUAUUUACAAGUGAAAAUAAAAUUGUUAAAAA
This is a messenger RNA of Mus caroli (Ryukyu mouse), 4010 nucleotides long. It is a transcript of the gene Gabrg1, whose product is annotated as gamma-aminobutyric acid type A receptor subunit gamma1. Gene Ontology annotation, molecular function: extracellular ligand-gated monoatomic ion channel activity; GABA-A receptor activity. Gene Ontology annotation, biological process: gamma-aminobutyric acid signaling pathway; chloride transport; monoatomic ion transmembrane transport. Lineage: Eukaryota; Metazoa; Chordata; Mammalia; Rodentia; Muridae. The record is from RefSeq and is a predicted model, not a curated record. Gene Ontology annotation, cellular component: membrane.